Molecule: messenger RNA, 1752 nt
Organism: Exaiptasia diaphana
Lineage: Eukaryota; Metazoa; Cnidaria; Anthozoa; Actiniaria; Aiptasiidae
Product: leptin receptor gene-related protein
Exons: 7
Coding region: 108-500 (130 amino acids)
Biological process (GO): late endosome to vacuole transport via multivesicular body sorting pathway
Cellular component (GO): endosome
Source: RefSeq, a predicted model, not a curated record
GCAACAUUUUGUACUUUUAUAAACAUACAAACACCAUCUGUGCCAUUCUUUGAAAUCAGCUUUAYUAACUAUGGAACUUUCUUUUAUAUUUCAUUCGUGAUCGCGUCAUGGUUGACACAAUCAUAGCAAUUAUAGCGCUGUCGUUCACUGCUGCUAUUGGCAUUUUACUCGUGGUUCUUGGAUGUGCUUUGAAAGAUUAUGGCACUUGGUGGCCUUUGUUUGUAUUACUUUUUUAUUGUCUUGCUCCCAUACCAACUAUAGUAGCCAAGAGGUUAUCAGAAGAUUUCUCAUCAAACUCAUCAAACGUUGCCAAAGAAGUAUCAUUUUUUAUCACAUCAGGAAUAGUCAUAUCAGCUUUUGGAUUGCCCAUUGUGCUGGCYCGUUGUACUAUUAUCGAAUGGGGAGCAGUGGCCCUUGUUCUUUCAGGAAAUGUGUUCAUAUUCUGUACAAUACUGGCAUACUUUCUGAUAUUCUCUGGUGAUGACGAAUGGGGAUUUUAACCAGUAACACAAUACAGCACUUUUAAACAACACCCAGCAUUGCUGAUAUGGACAAUAGAUGAUAAUAUGCACACUUUGAAUGAUGUACAGCAUGGCAUUUACUGUAGCUACAACCCUUUCUGGUGGAGACAUGCCUAUUUGUCUGGUGUUGAAUUAAGUGACUAACAAAAAUGUUCCAUUGGUCGGUGACAAUGAACAAAAGAUUAUUUUAAUGUUGGUAGUCUUAUGCCAAUAUUUAAGCUCACUUMACUAGCUUGAACCACUGAAUUCCACCUAUUGCCACAACAUUAGACUAUAUGGAGUUUAAAUCAUCAACUUCUUUAAUUUGAUUCCUCAUAAAGAACAAAAGAUUGGUAAAAGUAUGGAACUCUGUUGCUGAAACAGUUAUUACCAUUGCCAUUAUAGACAGCUUUUUUUAGCUAGUAAAAAUAACUGUAACCACCUGGAUGAGAGGAAGAGUACCGUGGUUGUGUUGAUGGAUUUGAAUAGCUWACAAUGAUUUCCCAUCAAAAUAUCCCAAACAACAAAUCAAAAUUGGAAACUUCUGUAUGUACCACAAUCUAUAGACCUAGACGCUAUCAUAGCAAAAAAAAUGUCAUUUUGAAAUACUUGAGAAAUUUGGAAACRAAAAAUUAGUCACAUAAUUAGUGAUAAAGAUGCAAAGUUUCAAGAAUAUAGUGUAUGAAUUUUUAUAUUUCUUUUCAGGUACAAUACAUUUUUUCUAAAAAUGUACAAAAAUUAUCUUAYAUCUGUGAAACCUGAAAUAUUUAUAAUCACUGUGACUAAAUCGUUACAGGAUUUCUUAGAUGUUAAAUCUAGUGUUAGCUAGCAUAGACCUUUUUCUGAAAUACAAARUCAUGGGGCGGUGGUAGAAACAAUGCCAUAUWURGCAGCAUGAACAAAAGAUKUUUGUACCGAAUCUAGACCGCAAUGCAAUGCAAAAUAUGUUUAUUUUAUUAMRGUUAGGUUUCUUUGUAUUUCAGGGUAUUGUUUAGMUUCUGCUCCAUUGUUUUUAUCUUUUGUUUCUAUUGAAUAACACAGUCUGUAGUUCUGUUAUUGCUCUGGUGCACUCACAGGCCAUCACGCAAUCAGUGUUUCCUUGGGUGGGUGUGCAAAUUCUUACUGUAACUAGCCAAAGAAUGUAUUCAAUUGAUAGAUGAAGCUAAUGAUAGUAUAAAAACUUGUAAAUAUUCUCUUUAAAACACUAAAACUGUUAUUCCAUGAAUUAAAAAUCACAAUUAAGUUACUUGCA